Glossina fuscipes is the source of this 1021-nucleotide messenger RNA. RefSeq lists its product as uncharacterized. The record is from RefSeq and is a predicted model, not a curated record. NCBI's taxonomy places the organism in Eukaryota, Metazoa, Arthropoda, Insecta, Diptera, Glossinidae. Bases 83 to 1021 code for a protein of 312 amino acids. The transcript is spliced from 2 exons.
AUUAAAUAAAUUAAAAAGUUUGCAUUCAUUAAAUUAUCAAAGUCUCUCGUAAAGACAAAAUUUAAAUAUCGAAGCUUUCAAAAUGGAUGACUACGUCAAACAUUUAUCAUUGGGAUCAUCCGCGGAGGACGUUGUAGAACCUUGCGCGAAAUUAUUGCAAUGGUUAUCGGUAACAUGUAAACAGGAUUACGAAUCGAAAAGUAUAGAAACUAUUAUUAAGGCGUCAGUGUUUCUUCAUGAAUGCAUUACACAUUAUGGUAAUGGAAUUGUCGAUGGUCUUGUAGAGAAUCAAGAGCCAUUUCUUAGAGCAUAUUUUGAGCAUUGUUUGAGUGAUUUUAAAAAUUUAAAUUGUAUUUCAUCAUUAAAUGAGAACAUUUUGCUAUCGUCAAAUACUUUAAAAAACGCAAUUAUUUUAGAUAAUAUACUUAAGAAUCUUAAAGAUAUUUAUUCGAAAUAUAUAUCAGUAAAAUGUCCUACAAAUUUAUCAUUGGAUAUCAAUAGCAGCAAAAUGAGUUUCCUGGCAAGCAAAUUGUUUCAAUUGCCCGUCACUCAAAUCGAUGCAGCCUUCGAUAAAAUAUGCAACGAAAUAGGUUUCGAAAUUUUAGGAUUUAUCUUUUGUACCGAUAUAAAUAAUUGCAUGUUCAUAAAGUAUGCGAUACUUGAAGAUAAAUUGUGUAAUAAAAUUAUAAAUCUUAAUACAAAUUCAGUAAAAUAUUUUAUAAGAUCGAUUAUUAGAUGCAUUGCAGUGAUGGACGAGGGGCAGACAUUUUAUAAAAAAUGUCUAGAAAGUAAGAAAUUCUUAGAAAGUUUAUGCGAAUUUUUUAAAAAAUUUCUACAUUCUUUAAAAUAUAUGCACACUAAUGAAGUCUUUCAAUUUCUAUCUCAUUCAGAAAUAUUUUAUUUACUUAGCAUUACGGUGAAGCUGAAACCGUCACAAGUGCUUAGGAAUAUCGAAAAUGCAAAUAUUAAUAUCGAUUUAAGUAAUAUGUUAACACAAUUGUGGAUAUUAUUUCAGACAUAG